Hordeum vulgare subsp. vulgare (domesticated barley) is the source of this 1216-nucleotide messenger RNA. RefSeq names its product peroxidase A2-like. Gene Ontology annotation, molecular function: heme binding; peroxidase activity. Lineage: Eukaryota; Viridiplantae; Streptophyta; Magnoliopsida; Poales; Poaceae. The transcript has 4 exons. Bases 91 to 1101 code for a protein of 336 amino acids. Gene Ontology annotation, biological process: hydrogen peroxide catabolic process; response to oxidative stress. The record is from RefSeq and is a predicted model, not a curated record.
ACACACACACACAGACAUAGUGAGCCUGCAAAGCGCGAACACGUACGACGUGUGCGCAGGCAGCUUCUUCCGGUCUACCAAGAAAAUAGAAUGGUUCGUGGCGUCCAUUGCGGUGGUGCAUGCGCCGUCCUCCUGGCCAUCGCCGUCGCGCUCGGCCUCGGCGUCCGCGGCGGCGCGGCGCAGCUGCACGACAAGUUCUACGACGGGUCGUGCCCCGGCGUGCACGGGGUCGUUCGGCGGGUGCUGAGGGAGGCGCACAAGGCCGAUAAGCGCAUCUACGCCAGCCUCACGCGCCUCCACUUCCACGACUGCUUCGUGCAGGGAUGCGACGGGUCGAUUCUGCUGGACAACAGCACGAGCAUCGUGUCGGAGAAGUACGCCAAGCCGAACAACAACUCGGUGCGCGGGUUCACGGUGGUCGACGACGUGAAGGCGGCGCUCGAGAAGGCCUGCCCCGGCGUCGUCUCCUGCGCCGACAUACUCGCCAUCGCCGCCAAGGUCUCCGUCGAACUGUCCGGAGGCCCCCGGUGGCGCGUCCCGCUCGGCCGGCGCGACGGCACCACGGCCAACAUCACCGCCGCCAACAGCCUCCUCCCGAGCCCCCGCAACAACCUCACCAUGCUCCAGCGCAAGUUCGCCGCCGUCGGCCUCGACGACACCGACCUCGUCGCCCUCUCAGGCGCGCACACGUUCGGCCGCGCGCGGUGCCAGUUCGUGACGGACCGGCUCUACAACUUCAGCAAGACGGGCAUGCCGGACCCGACGCUGGACGUGGGCUACCGGGCGCAGCUCGCCGGGAGAUGCCCGCGGCGGCACGGGAACAGGUCGGCGCUCAACGACCUCGACCCGACCACUCCGGACACCUUCGACAAGAACUACUUCACCAACCUCCAGGGCAACCGCGGGUUCCUCCAGUCCGACCAGGAGCUGCUCGCGGCGCCCGGCGCGCCCACGGCGGAGAUCGUCGGCCGGUUCGCGAGCGACGAGAAGGCUUUCUUCACGAGCUUUGCCGCGGCCAUGAUCAACAUGGGGAAUAUUAAGCCGCUCACGGGUGGGCACGGUGAGGUUCGGAGGAACUGCAGGAGAGUCAAUGGAAGCUAGCUAGAGCGACAGAGUGGAGCAAGCAUGGUUUAGGUUGUACCAUGUACCAUAUCUAUGUCAUGCUUACAAGACAAGCGUGCACUACAUUAUUGAACCUUUUUAAUUUACUCGAAAA